Rhodotorula graminis WP1 is the source of this 2430-nucleotide messenger RNA. RefSeq lists its product as uncharacterized. NCBI's taxonomy places the organism in Eukaryota, Fungi, Basidiomycota, Microbotryomycetes, Sporidiobolales, Sporidiobolaceae. The record is from RefSeq and is a predicted model, not a curated record. The transcript has 12 exons. Bases 1 to 2430 code for a protein of 809 amino acids.
AUGUCUGGCUGGCAGCCCCGUUCUGUCGCCGGCCCUGCUGCGCCAGCCAAGAGCCCGCUCGAGCUGUCGAGCGACGACGACGAGACGCCGCCCGACGUUCCUCCACCCGAGUUCUUCAUCGCCGCCCGCGCACUCGCCCCGACCUCGACCAGGCGCGACGCGCUCAGGGCGUGGGACGAGACGCGUCAGGACGGCGCACCAAGUGCGGGCGAGGCCGUGCUCGCGAGCGCGAGCGCCCAAGCUGCCCUCGGAGCCCUCAUCGACCUCAUCGACCCGCCUGCCGCCGCAUCCGCCUCGACCGCCGCCAACGCGACGAUGGCCCGCAAGCGGGCCGCCUCGCCCUCGCUCCGCCUCGCCCACUCGUCGCCCGACACGCCGCCCCAGCCAAAGCGCGCCCGCACCGGCACGCCCGGCCACCAGCUCGACCUCAACGGCGAGGGCAAGGGCAAGGGCAAGGGCAAGGCCGUCUACGUCCUCGACUCGGACGACGAGCCGGACCAGGUCGUCGUCGACGACUCGCUCGAGGUCGUCUCGCCGCUGCCCGCUCGCCGUCUCGCCGACAAGGGCAAAGGCCGCGCCCACGACUACCGCGAGCUCCUCGUCCUCGACAGCGACGACGAGGACGCCGACCCGGGCUCGCUCGCCGAGCAGCCGCCCUCGCCGCUCGCGACCGUACUCGCCGUCCUCCCCGAUGUCGACCCCGGCUACGUCUCGGAGCUCCUCGAUGCUCCCGAGCACGCGGCGGGCGGCGCGGCGAGCGUCGUCGAGCUGCUCCUCGGCAUGAAGACGUACCCGCGCGUCGACGACGGCGGCGAGGGCGACGGCGAGGGCGCGCGCCAGGACAAGGGCAAGGGCAAGGAGAAGGAGGUCGACUGGCUCGAUGUCGACGCGAGGAAAAACAGCGGCGAGCAGCCGACGCCCCUGUACAAGAAGAUCGCCCUCGACCAGCUCUAUACCGACUUUGACCGCCUCCCGUCGACCGUCAUCAAGCAGUCGUUCGUCUCGGCGCCGCACGCGUGCUUCUUCGCGCCGACCUGGACGACGCUCCGCCGCAAGCUCACGGCCGGCGAGUACGACAACCAGAAGCUCAAGAAGGCGCGCAAGCCGCCCAAGCCUGUCGUGAGGAUCGUGCGGCGCGAGCGCGACGGCGAGGAGUGGGACGAGGAGGAGGUCGAGGGUCCGCCGCCGGAGCUCAAGCGCGAGAUGGACUGGCUCGUCAACAAGAUCGUGACCGACCGUGCCGCUCGCCGGGCGGCCGACGAGGAGGAGCGUGCCGCCGACCGCGAGCGCAAGCGGGCCGAGCGGCUCAACGAGAAGGCGCGCGAGGCCGGCACGGCCAUCGAGUGCGGCUGCUGCUACGACGAGGUCGCCGUCGAGAACACGGCGUCGUGCGUCGAAGGCCACCUGUUCUGCAAGAGCUGUGCGCUCGCCAACGCGAGCGACCGCAUCGGGCGCCGCCAAGCUGUGCUUCCCUGUAUGACGGCCGACUGCUCAGCUCGCUUCGACCCCAAGUCGUACCCGUCGUUCCUUGCGCCCAAGAUGGUCGACUCGCUCGCGGCACUCGCUCAGCAGAAGGACCUCGACGAGGCGUUCGACGGCGUCGAGGGCUUCGAGAAGUGCCCGUUCUGCCCGUUCGCCUGCCUCAUCGAGAACCCGGACGAGCGUCUCUUCCGGUGCGAGAGGCCCGAGUGCCGCAAGGUGUCCUGCCGCAAGUGUCGCAAGGAGGGCCAUGUUCCGCUCUCGUGCGAGGAGGCCGACGAGGAGAGCCGCCUCCCCGGAGUUCAUGCCGUCGCGGAGGCGAUGUCGGCCGCGCUCAUCCGGCCAUGCCCAAAGUGCACCGUGCCGUGCCUCAAGUCGGACGGGUGCAACAAGAUGGUCUGCAGCCAGUGCGGCGCCUACUGGUGCUACUGCUGUCGCGCGAUCAUCAAGGGCUACGAGCACUUUGAGCAGCGAGCUGGCUCCGGCGACGGCAAGUGCGUCCUCCACGACGACACCGAGAUGGCCGACUACAACCAGAUCGAGCAAGCUCGCCUUCGUGCGCAAGACGCCCUCGACGCCCGCACUGCCGCCGAUGCCGCCCGCCUUGCCGCCGCCAAGCCGGUCCGAGCGGCGCCCAUCUACCCCGUCGGCCACCCUCUCGCCGCACCCGCAGCCGCCGCACCGCCACUCGCGCCUGCCUUCGCGUUCGGCGCCGUACGCGCCGCCGCCGCCGCACCGGCACCCGCUCCCGCCUUUGUCUUUGGCGCCGCACCCAGGCUCGGCCGCGGCGACGUCGACGGGUUCAUGUUCGGCGCGCCCGCGUUUGCCGCCGGACCUGGGCCUUUCCAGUUCGGUGCUGCCCUGGGCGCUCAGGCAGGAGGCGCACUCUUCCAGAUUGGCGGCUGGGCGGCAGAUGACGGCGGCGACCGGCCCGCACGACGCCGCCGUUGA